AUGGACUGGGUACGGCUAGCUUCGGGAAAGAUACUCGCCAAAGCAAGGAUGUCUGUGGACCAUGAAGAGCUAAUGAAACAUAACAAACAGGAUGACUGCUGGGUGCAUAUCUUCGGGCAGGUCUACGAUGUUACUUCAUACUUGGGAUUUCACCCUGGAGGUGUGCCAGAGUUGAUGCGAGCGGCAGGCACUGAUGCCACCGAUCUGUUCAAUCAGUACCAUGCAUGGGUUAAUUAUGAGAAUAUGCUGAAAUCCUGCCUUGUUGGGCGAUUCACAGGAGAACUCUCUAAGUUACCGCAGCCAGGUCCUCCCACGACCGAACAGCCGCAGUCGAUUUCAGCGCAGCUGAAUGCUUUGAUUAUGAAGGGAAAGCAAAAAGACGAGGCAGAAGCAUAUGGAAUAAGUAUUGUCAAGGAUGGGCGGAUGUUAAAAGUUAGUUCCGACAAAUGGCAUGCGUCUAACCUCCACCUAUACAACGUUAUUGUUGAUGUCUGUCGUAGCAAAAGCCGUAUACGACUCGUCGUAAGGGCUGCAGGUCAAUCUGUAUUCGAAGUGAAGUGGGAUGAUGUUGCUCUCAACGAUGAAAGCUGCGUAUAUGAAGUACUCGUGAGAGAUGGAACUAUUCUGAUCACUUUCGAAUCAUUAGACGUUACUGUGGCUCUCGCAUCAGCGAAUCGAUCUAUCAGGCAGUCACCUCUUCUUGCUUAUCACGAAUGUGUUGUCGAAGAGAAACGUCAGAUAUCUCACGACACCCUCCUUUUCAAUCUACGUUUACCGGACGGAUUAUACUUUCCUGUGGCUGUAGGGAGACAUGUAUCUUUCAGAAUCAGAAAAGGAGCGUCGAAGUUAUAUCGUCCUUAUACUCCUGUCACUUGCGGUUCGUUACCAGAUGAUUCUGAAGAGCAUGAUGGGGCUGUGUGUAAAGGAGCUACGGCGAUAACUUUCUUGAUAAAAGUGUACGAAGAUGGAAUUUGUACACCUACUUUGGGAGCGCUCAACGUUGGUAAGUUAUGA
Molecule: messenger RNA, 1014 nt
Organism: Cooperia oncophora
Lineage: Eukaryota; Metazoa; Nematoda; Chromadorea; Rhabditida; Trichostrongylidae
Source: the annotation of a GenBank genome assembly